AGUCUGUACUCUGUAGUUUUUAUACGUAAUAAUAAGUCCUAUAACCUAUAAUUAUCAUUUCAAUUUAUAAAAGUUAAAACAUUUUGUAAAUGAUUAAAAUUAUGCCAUAUUCAAGAGUGUAUUGCAAUUUAAAUAGUUUUUGUAAACCAAUUAAAAAAGGGCAAAAUGGAAAAUAAUUAUCAGUUCUUACCAUAGUAUAAGCCUUGUGUGUAUAAGUGUUGAAGAAUAUAGAAGUGAUUUAAAAUUAACUACAUAUUUACUAUGGUUAUACUCGAUACAAUGGAAGGUUUUGGUAAUUUGGAGGAAGAAGCACUGAAGCGAAAAGAGAGGUUAAAAAAUUUAAAGAGAAAAAAUCCUAAUAGCACUGAAGUCAAGAAUGAAGGAGUACUAUUACCAAAGCCAAAGUUUAGAAGCUACAAACCUCAGGAUGAGCUCUUACAAGAAUCAAAAUUAAAGGAAGCUGAACCAGCCAAAGUUGAUGAAGAGAUUAAAGAUUUAGUUGAAGCUGGUAAAGAAAAGGUGGUUCUUCAAGAUUUGGAUAUCACCAGCCUUGCACCUCGCAAACCGGACUGGGAUCUCAAAAGAGAUGUUGCAAAGAAAUUAGAAAGACUUGAACGGAGGACUCAAAAAGCGAUAGCCGAGUUGAUUUGGGAGCGGCUUAAGGAAGGCACAGAGGAGAACCUUAGUGCUAUGAUUACCAUGACUGACACUAGAGUGGCUGGUGGUGAUGACUGAACAAAAUUAAGUGAUUCAAAAUGAUUUAUAUUUUCUGUUAAACCAGCGGAUGUGUAAUGAAGAUAAUGCAACAGAUUAAAUAAAACCCUUUCACCAAUUUUAA
Messenger RNA from Leptidea sinapis, 838 nucleotides. RefSeq names its product coiled-coil domain-containing protein 12. Gene Ontology annotation, cellular component: post-mRNA release spliceosomal complex; U2-type spliceosomal complex. The record is from RefSeq and is a predicted model, not a curated record. Lineage: Eukaryota; Metazoa; Arthropoda; Insecta; Lepidoptera; Pieridae. The transcript is spliced from 3 exons. Bases 262 to 735 code for a protein of 157 amino acids.